This is a messenger RNA of Melospiza melodia melodia, 969 nucleotides long. It is a transcript of the gene GABARAPL2, whose product is annotated as GABA type A receptor associated protein like 2. The transcript is spliced from 4 exons. Lineage: Eukaryota; Metazoa; Chordata; Aves; Passeriformes; Passerellidae. The record is from RefSeq and is a predicted model, not a curated record. The coding region runs from base 126 to 479 and encodes 117 amino acids. Gene Ontology annotation, biological process: cellular response to nitrogen starvation; autophagy of mitochondrion; macroautophagy. Gene Ontology annotation, molecular function: ubiquitin protein ligase binding. Gene Ontology annotation, cellular component: cytosol; autophagosome; autophagosome membrane.
UCCCGCCUGCCGAGCCGCGGCUGUUGUUGUGACAGGGACCGUGACAGCGACAGGCCCGGCACGAGCCCCCGCCCCCCGCACACGGGCCUCGCCGCCUCUGGCUUCGCUCCCUGCCCGCCUGCACCAUGAAGUGGAUGUUCAAGGAGGACCACGCGCUGGAGCACAGAUGUGUCGAGUCCGCAAAAAUCCGAGCCAAAUACCCCGACCGUGUCCCGGUCAUAGUGGAGAAGGUCUCAGGAUCUCAGAUUGUUGAUAUUGACAAGAGGAAGUACUUAGUUCCGUCUGACAUCACUGUGGCCCAGUUCAUGUGGAUCAUCAGGAAGAGGAUUCAACUGCCAUCUGAGAAGGCAAUAUUCCUCUUUGUAGACAAGACUGUCCCACAAUCCAGCUUAACUAUGGGACAACUUUAUGAGAAGGAAAAGGAUGAGGAUGGAUUCUUGUAUGUUGCCUACAGUGGAGAGAACACAUUUGGUUUCUGAAUGGUGGGUCUUGGCUACUGUAUCAUCCUGCUGUGUAUCUUGUAAAUAGCUGAUCAUUUUCUGUUCUGACAUCCUCAGAAGUUCCUUCUAUAUACAUGCAUUUGUAACUGGAUUUAUUUCUUAAUAUAUUGCUAGGUCUUGUUUUAUUAGACUGUUAAAUUAUAAAAAGAAAGUUUUGUUAGUUUUGUGCAUUAUUUUUUCUCACAGCUAUGAAUUCCCAGAGCCUCAGUUCUUUGGGGGUAUACAUUUGAUGACAUUGAUUAAAUAAUAAAGCAAAGUAGUUGGGCUACUAAAACAUGAAGAGAAGAACACACAUUUAUUCUGUUUUGAGAUGUUGGUGUAAGAAAAAUAAAAAGAAUAAAUUAGUAUUGGAAACACUGGAUUUGCUAGCUUAUCCAAAGCCAGGAGCAAGAUGCUGAUCGUGUUGAAUUGAGCUGGUAUGUUCCUUUCUCAAUGAACAAACAAGUACAAUAAAAAUUCCUGUCACAAA